AUGUCCAUACAGCCCGCGAACUUGAAUUUGGACGGCCUGUCGAUGGAGCCAGUAAAGGUGGCUAGCUUACGGAGGUGGAUCCUGAGCUUGGCGAUAGUCGACUUCGACCUGGAGGUUGGGCCUAAGGUCAGUUGUGUAUACCCACCCCUCAACCUAUCACCGUCCGAGGAAGUCAACAUUGCCUUCUCUUCAUUUCCAGACUCGCCUCAGUUCGAGCAAGGCUCGCAGACGCACUCCUUCCGGAUACGCGUCCACAGUCCCGCUGAGGACAAGCUCCUUCGCCCUGGCGACCAGCGGCCUCAGACAGAAGAUGGCUUCCUCUACGGCUUCUCCCAGUUCACACAACGUAGGGACGCGAACUCGAAGCGUGGAUACCAGCAGCGAUCCGUAGUCAUCCUGACCCAUCUAGCAUACCCAGCAUUAUUCUAUACUCUCGUAGAGAGGCUUGGCCCAGCAGUUCUGGCGCACGGCGGCCCUAUGCUCGAAGCGGCCUGUCAUAAUAUUGCUACUUGGUUAGACCCCUCGCCGGGUGCAACGCUAGAGCUAGGGCUCCUCGGAAGUGUCAUUAUUGCGGAGCUUCCCGCUGGUGUUGACACCCAGCAAGCACUACCAAGCUCCGCGAUCAGUAGGAAGAAUGCGCGUCGAGAGACAGAGUACCAGUUAUUGGUAUCUCUACCUCCGCCAGAGCCGCCAGUGUUAUCCCUGUUCGAGGCCUGCCUACCACAACUCUGGUCAAUAUGGGAGUGCCUCGUCUUAUGCGAGCCUAUCCUUGUCUAUGGUCCCUCUCCCGUCAUGACCAGUCAAGCGAUAUGGUGGUUGCGUGACGUGCUCCGACCAAUCCCCGUGGCGGGUGACUUCCGACCAUUCUUCACCAUCCAUGAUGCAGACCAUGCAGCACUGGUCAACACUCGCCCACCAUCAAGCGGGCUGAUCCUGGGCGUGACGAAUCCAUACUUCGACCGUGCAUGCAAGCACUGGCCACAUGUGUUGAGUCUCGGACGAGCAUCAUCGACCAAGUCGGAUCCGAAUGCACCUGCUGGACCUCCUCCAGGGUGGAAGACAAAGCAUAGUCGCUACGUCUCAAAAGACCAGACGGUGCUUCAGCAGCUCCAGGCGGCUUGCUCGGGCUCGGAGCAAGCAAAACGUGAAGCCUCUGCGCUCAUGCGCCAGCACUUCUCAUCACGUACGGCAGCAUUACUUGUGCCGCUCCAGCGUUACCUGCAAUCUCUGAUCCCGCUCCCGUCGUCCUCUGCCUCCACGGGGUUCCCGUCCCCAAGCCCAUCUUCCGCAUUCCCUAGAUUCGCAGCGAACCCCGGAUUUCCCAAGUCCUCGGCAGCGUCCGUGUUUCCUAGGUCAGCAGCAUCGGGGGCCUAUCCCAGAUCGUCUGCCUCCAGCCUCUUCCCGCCGACACCACUGCCCGGGGCGUUUCCCAACUCCUCUACGUCCUCGGGUCUCAACUCGCCGGACUCAUCGGGCGCAGAAUCGCCCAGGGGUACAUCGUCCAGGUCGGUCUCGCCGUCGCCGAAUCCCGCGCCCAUCACAAGCCCAAGCACGCAGCGCACGGUGCCUCCCGCUCUGAACAUCCCGCCACGGGCAACCGAGGGCGAGCUCGACCCGCCCUUCGCUACCGCGUCCGACGUCGCGCUGAACUCCUCGCUGCCCUCGGGGCACAGCGCGUACUACACGCCGCUGAGCACGACCUCAAACGCGUAUGCGGCGCUCGGGACGAGCAGCCCCGCGUCCUCCGCGACGCUCACGCCCGCGACGCCGCGCCUCGCGCCGUUCAGCGAGAAGGCGUUCCUCGCCAACCUCAAGCCGCUCGCGCUCCCAUUCAAAAGCAGCGGGAAGGCGAAGGAGUUUUAUGGCCGCUGGAUACGCAGCCCGGCGUUCGGCGUGUGGAUCGGGCGCCAGGAGGAGGCAGUCGACAGGGUGCUCGGGGCGAGGGCUGCGGGGCUUGCGUAGCGAUCAGCUAGGUUCUCAUCUUGUGCUAUGUUCUGGAGGUGUCGUGUAUCUCUAUAUUGGCAAUUGGAGCUAGGAUUUGUCUCGCU
Molecule: messenger RNA, 2048 nt
Organism: Rhodofomes roseus
Lineage: Eukaryota; Fungi; Basidiomycota; Agaricomycetes; Polyporales; Fomitopsidaceae
Exons: 9
Coding region: 1-1962 (653 amino acids)
Cellular component (GO): recycling endosome
Molecular function (GO): guanyl-nucleotide exchange factor activity
Source: RefSeq, a predicted model, not a curated record